UGGCGCUUGUUCCUCUUUUCAGAUGCGCACAGCGCAAACUUCCUCCUACAGGUCCAGUGCGCAGCGUUCCGUCGCCCCGUCCACAUCUUAACCCCUAACCAGAAGAGAAAGAAGCGGCUUUGCACGGGGAUGGAAGCUACAUGAAAGAAAUGAGGAAUAAUACCGCCACAGUCAGACGAAUCUAGAAGAUAACACACAUCCAGAGAAAUUAAGAGUCCGAGUGAUUGGUUGGUUGAAGAGCGAAGGCACCAUGGGCUGUGUGGGCUCAAAGAAGGAGCAGGAGCCUCUCAGCAAAGGGACGGGUAACGAUGAGCUGCAGAACCGCGCACAGACGGCCCACUAUGUCAAAGACCCCACCACAGGAAACUCAGGAAGCAAAGCUAGCAAAAUGCCAUCCAAUGCAAACGCAUCAGACGGAGAGACUAUUGCCAUGGCACUGUACGACUACGAGGCCAUUCAUGACGGAGACCUCGGCUUCAAGAAGGGAGAUAAGCUCAGAAUCUUAGAGGAAUCAGGGGAGUGGUGGAGAGCUAUGUUAAUCAGCACUGGUCAGGACGGCUACAUCCCCAGUAAUUAUGUGGCCAAAGAUACUCUGGAGGCCGAGGAGUGGUUCUUUAAGGGCGUGAGCAGGAAAGAUGCCGAGAGGCAGCUGUUGGCCCCUGGGAACAAAAUAGGAUCCUUCAUGAUCCGAGACAGUGAGACCACCAAGGGCAGCUACUCUCUGUCUGUCAGGGACAGCGACGCACAGGCCGCUGACACAGUUAAACAUUAUAAGAUCCGCACGCUGGACAAUGGAGGAUUCUACAUCUCUCCCCGCAUCACCUUCGGUACCCUGCUGGACCUGGUCAGCCAUUACAAGAAGCAGGGAGAUGGCCUCUGCCAAACCCUGACCAGCCCGUGCCUGAGCCCAAAACCUGAGAAGCCCUGGGAGAAAGAUGCCUGGGAAAUCCCGAGAUCAUCCCUCAAACUGGAAAAGAGGCUUGGUGCUGGCCAGUUUGGAGAAGUCUGGAUGGCUACGUACAAUAAGCAUACCAAGGUGGCAGUGAAGACCAUGAAGCCUGGCAGCAUGUCAGUGGAGGCCUUCAUGAUGGAGGCCAACCUGAUGAAGACGCUGCAGCACGACAAACUGGUCCGACUGAAUGCUGUUGUCAGCAAGGAGGAACCUAUCUAUAUCAUCACGGAGUACAUGGAGAAGGGUAGUUUAUUAGACUUCUUAAAGAGUGAUGAGGGCAACCGUGUCCAGCUCCCCAAGCUCAUCGACUUCUCUGCCCAGAUCGCAGAGGGCAUGGCCUACAUUGAGCAGAGGAACUACAUCCACAGAGACCUGAGAGCUGCCAACAUCCUGGUCAAUAAGGCUUUAGUGUGCAAAAUCGCUGACUUCGGUCUCGCUCGUAUCAUUGAGGACAACGAGUACACAGCCAGGGAAGGAGCCAAAUUCCCCAUCAAAUGGACAGCCCCUGAGGCCAUCAACUACGGCUCUUUCACCAUCAAAUCUGACGUCUGGUCUUUCGGCAUCUUGCUGACUGAGAUUAUCAGCUAUGGACGCACACCUUACCCAGGGAUGACCAACCCAGAAGUGAUACGUUCCCUGGAAAAGGGCUACCGGAUGCAGCGCCUGGACAGCUGUCCCACCGAACUCUAUGAAAUCAUGCUGGAGUGUUGGAAGAACAAGCCUGAGGACCGUCCCACCUUUGAAUACCUGCAGAGCGUCCUGGAGGAUUUCUACACAGCCACAGAGAGCCAGUACCAGCAGCAGCCCUGAGACUGAACAUCCACAGACAUGUUUUCUGUUACAAUAUUGUUCCAUUCAUACUUUGCAUUCAGUCCAGUUUCUACAUGCAGCAGUGCAGUUCAGAGAGUGCUCUAAACUGCACUGCUACGGUCUCUCUUUCUCCUUCACAUUCACACACACAUAAUAUAUACUAACAAGGGACUGUACAAAAAUUACUGGGGAGGGUUGGGCCCCCUCCCUUUGAAUUAGAACUUUUUGGAGUAGAGACCAUAUUACAGAGACAGUGGAGACCACAGUGGAGAGCAAACUAUAAAUACAAUAUACACAUCGAAUAUUAUUGAUAUUAUUAAUAUUUUGACAACACAAUCCUACCUCAUACUUAGGUCAGGGCCACAGCACAAUAGAUACUGUAAGAUGAUGUUUGGUCAUCGGCUAAUAUGGCCACAGCUACAUUAUCCUCACAAAACUGACCAUUAAUCAUCUGGCAUUCUUAUAAAUCAGUAGUGAUUAGUUAAGACAGAUAUAUGUGUUUGUUACUUAUGUAGUCUCAAAUAUAAAAAGUGACCCACAAAAUAAUGCUUAACAUAAUUUAUUUUUUACUUUUGCUGCACUCAGUUUUGUUUUACUACUGAUUGCACACAUAAUGUGGAUCACUGUAUUGUGAGAUAAAGCUGCACAUCAUUAUGCACAGAAAACAUGUGGCCUGACAUUUAGUACACAUGCUCUAUCUAGAUAUAAUUGUGGGUAACAGGUCAUUUGCAUUACUGAGCUUUGCAGAUGAGAGGUGGGUUGUAAAACGGGACUCGUGCAGGACUCUUCUCUAGACGUAUAAGUGAAAAUAACAAAUGUGCUUGAUUAAGCCCUGCCAGUGCACAGGCAAAGACAGCACAACUGAGAUACAGUACUUUUCCAAGGGAAGGCUGAAAUAAAACCGAUUUUGUGGAAAAAAGCAGGUCCCACUAUGCCGUAUAAUAUUCUGACUACUUAUUCAUGAAGAAAAAACAAAAGCCAAUUAGCUCUCCCAUUUUUCUGCUCUCACCCGCUGUAUAAUUUUUGUACAGUCCCUAACACUCCAACACCUUUGAAGGUAUGUCUACAUAACAUUUACAGUAUGUAGAAGGCCAAAGUGUCCAGUAUAUGUUAUUGUAAAAGCAUGACUAUCUCACACAACAAAUAUUAUAUUACACUGUACAAAGAUUCAUGGCCACAUUCACAAACACACAACUGACGGCCUGAAAGAAGUGACAGUAAAAGGAUUUUUAGCUGUUAAGCUCCAGCACACAAUUUGCAUCCAUCAAAAGGAAGGUAUAACCACAACACACAUGUUCACAGUGAAAUAUCUGCAGUGUUCAGCUCCAAUAAUACUGUGUUGAUAUCAAAGGUUUGGCAAACAAAACUGUUAAAUGUACAGUGUUUUACAAUAUAAAGGGAGAGUGGGUACUGUGGAUGAUACAAAGUACAAGACAAAUGGCUGAUUAGGCUUAAAUGCUUAAAUCCUCUAUUUAUGUUCUAUUGAUAUUUUUCCAUUACGCUGUGGAUUGUUUCAGCAUUACUCAUCUAUAGUGCCUUUUGCAGUGGUUGUUUGAUUUUCAGACUAAACAGUUAUAUAUUCCAUAUGGUCUGAUAAACAUAAAAGUAUAUAAAUGCAAGUAUUUAGGAAUAGUGUCUUUAGUGUGGAGCCACAUUAACGAAUAAUGCUUGUUGAUUAUUUUCACCCAUUAUAUGUUAGGUUAAAUGUUAAUAUAUACAAGGGGUGUAAUGAUUCUUCAAAUCCAGUUCGGUUGAGACCUUGUCUUCUUUUUUUUCUGGGGGGGGGGGGGG
Molecule: messenger RNA, 3553 nt
Organism: Seriola dumerili (greater amberjack)
Lineage: Eukaryota; Metazoa; Chordata; Actinopteri; Carangiformes; Carangidae
Gene: hck
Product: HCK proto-oncogene, Src family tyrosine kinase
Exons: 13
Coding region: 251-1762 (503 amino acids)
Biological process (GO): cell differentiation; innate immune response; cell surface receptor protein tyrosine kinase signaling pathway
Cellular component (GO): extrinsic component of cytoplasmic side of plasma membrane
Molecular function (GO): signaling receptor binding; ATP binding; non-membrane spanning protein tyrosine kinase activity
Source: RefSeq, a predicted model, not a curated record